AUGAAAGGCAAAGCACCUCGAAUCGCCUCGUUAAUAUGGGAGCAAUACAGAGACGAAAUUGUUGCUCUUUACCAGAAAGAAACGCUGGAAAAAACGAUGACCACAAUGGAAGAAAGACAUGGCUUCAAAGCAACGAAAAACCAAUACACCACCAAGAUCAAAGACUGGGGCUUCGAAAAAUACGCUAGCGGUACCAUAUGGAAGAAGGUGGACCAGACAACAAAGAAAAGAAAACUAGAGGGCAAGGACUCUCUUUGGGAAAUUCGUGGAAGGAUAAGAUCACGAUCAUAUAUCGAGAGGGAAAUAUCCCGAAAUGUUACCUAUACCAGUCAAGUACAGCUCCUGGAAGACAUACCUACCCCCGAGGGCAUCCGGGUAUUCACUCCAUGCGCUGAAUCAUCGCCUAUUGUACUUCGACAAGUGUAUACUGGUAACCUUCCAUGGAUUGAAUUCCAAAGGGAUAUCAGAAUGAUGACGAGACAAAUUGGGGGCAAUCAAGUCCCUAAGCUGGGUCCUGGAUAUGAUUUAGUAGAUCAACCCAGCCAUCAUCGCGAGUUUCUACCUGGCAAGAACUCCGCAGCUGCAACUUUUAGAUUUAUAUUUGGACGCACAAAAACCUCAAUAAAUCCACGUCAAAACGAGGAUAUGAUCGAUCUAGACGAAGGGCCAGUCAAUGGUUUACCAAAUUUACGCUUCCGCGGACUAAAUUUUGGGUUAUACCUUCCAUCGAGUGAUGCAGAUGGACUUUCACUAUCCACCUUUGAUUCUAAUAAAACAAUACAUCGAUCAAAUCCGCUGCAUAUUUUUAUAGAAAAAUUUGUCUUUGAGACAAAUAACGACGGGUUAUCUCAGCCCAAUAUUAUGAAAGGGUUGGGAUUUUUACUGCGAACCUUUGAAUCGGCGUUUUUACCGUUUCUUCUUGGCCUGAACUCGGUUCCAAUGAAAAUAUUCUUGAGAAAGGUUUUCUCUUCAAUUGUGAAUUCCGGAAAUACUAGUAUGGCUAAGGCUAUCAUUGAUAGUGGGGUUGCUAUGUCCAAUUACCGAAACUCACAUCGUGUCCGUUUUUAUGCGUCCAGUGAUUGCAUGUCGAUUGCGGUCUCUAAUGCGGAUCAGAAGAUGGUAGAACUUCUGUGCAAAGAAAAGUUCCCUACAAAAAUUAAGGAUUGGAGCUCAAUGAAGUUACCUUGGGAUUUGGGAAAUCUAGAUAUUUUAAGAACACUGCUGGUGUCUGGGGCAGAUCCUGACUGUUUUGUUGAGUACAAACAACCCGGCUUCCCGUUGGUUGAUGCUGCAAGGUCGGGAAACCUUGAAGCUGUCGACAUGCUUUUAACAGCAGGAGCCAACGUCAACUCAUACGUUUCAGGCUACUACGGGACUGCUCUUCAGGCGGCGAUCUGGUCUGAGAACUUGGAAUUAGCCGAGCUUCUUAUUGACCGAGGAGCAGAUAUAAAUCUCCCAAGAACACCAACACUAUUCUCAAAUUCUGGACCGGGCAUGCCAGGGACACAUGUGGGUGUAUGUGUGCCGAAUCCCGAUGAAGAUGCCCCUCUACGUGACUGCUGCCCCCUUCACAGAGCUGUGAAGAAUCAAAACGCAGCUAUCGCUGGUUUUCUACUUUUUAAAGGAGCCAAUAUCAAUUGCAGAGGACAUUGGGUGGGUGGCGAUACUCCCCUCCAAAUGGCGGCUCGACUCAAUUAUCCUGAAAUGGUGGAUUUCCUUCUACUACACGGUGCAGAUGUGAAUGCUGCACCCGCUACCUCAGAUGGCCGCACAGCAAUACAGGCAGCCGCAGAAAGUGGCAGCUUUGAAAUUCUAACGAAUGGACUGACGGUACUGCAAUCUGCUAUAAUGAACAAAAAUCCUUUGAUGGCAGGUAUUUUGUACACUUUUGGUGCCGACAUUGAUGCCCCUCCAGGUCAUUCUGGGGGCAUCACAGCUGUACAGGCAGCGGCAUUGAAUGGGGAUUUUGACCUUCUAAGAAAUUUGAUCGACGGUGGAGCAGAAAUCAACGGCCCAGCGGCAAAAGAAGGCAGAUUUACAGUCAUGGAAGCCGCAGCUCUAUCCGAAGAUAUAUCCAUGCUCAAAUUUCUCGUGAGAAAUGGCGUGGAACUUAACACGUUAUCACCUGGAAAUAAUGCUUCGCGUUGCUUAGCAAUGGCUGCAUUCAACGAGUGGCUAGACGGGGCGAGGUAUCUGCUCAAGAUGGGUGCUGAUCUUGACGGGUACUGGGGGCCCGAAUAUUGGUCUGAGAACUUCAAUGCCUUAGGGUGGUCCAUAUUUCAUCGUAAUAUACCCAUGAUGAAUUUGCUGUUAGAUAGCGGUGUCGAUAUCUACAGUCCCGUCUCGGCCGCUCACGAUUCAAACGGACAAUGCGCACUUUCUAUGGCAGUGGAUAAAAUGCUAAACCCUGAAACGAUAGCCUUACUUUUAUCCAGAUACAAAGACCUAAAAAGGGUGUGUAGGGAAUACGACAUUCUGGUUUAUGCUAUCCAUGACGACAUAGAGGUCCACGGUUCUCAAAAAUUCAAAAUGCUACUAAGCGCUAUUAGUGGUCUACCAAAAGAUGUUUAUGAUGACCAACUUCAGAAAGCAUGGAACGAUCUACCUGCGUUAAGUUGUGAAAGCACAGGCGUAGAUCAACAGUUUAUGGAAACGUUACUAGAUUGCGGUGUUGAUAUCAAUUCUCGGGAUGACGAUAAAGCGACUGCCCUACAUCGAGCUUUGAUUACAGAACGGACUGAUGCAGUCAAAUAUCUGGUUGAAAAGGGUGCCGAAAUAAACAUCCCUGCUGACGGCAAAAUGGGCACCCCACUCCAAGAGGCAAUCUGA
This is a messenger RNA of Talaromyces rugulosus, 2829 nucleotides long. RefSeq lists its product as uncharacterized. The transcript is spliced from 5 exons. Bases 1 to 2829 code for a protein of 942 amino acids. Gene Ontology annotation, molecular function: protein binding. The record is from RefSeq and is a predicted model, not a curated record. NCBI's taxonomy places the organism in Eukaryota, Fungi, Ascomycota, Eurotiomycetes, Eurotiales, Trichocomaceae.